This is a messenger RNA of Scheffersomyces stipitis CBS 6054, 2994 nucleotides long. RefSeq names its product Kap120p (gene KAP120). Gene Ontology annotation, cellular component: nuclear envelope; cytosol. The transcript has a single exon. NCBI's taxonomy places the organism in Eukaryota, Fungi, Ascomycota, Pichiomycetes, Serinales, Debaryomycetaceae. Gene Ontology annotation, molecular function: small GTPase binding. Gene Ontology annotation, biological process: protein import into nucleus. The record is from RefSeq and is a predicted model, not a curated record. The coding region runs from base 1 to 2961 and encodes 986 amino acids.
AUGGAAUUGUCUUCAGGGAACUUGUUGACUGUGCUCACGUUAGCCAGCGGUUCUGAGCGGAACCUCGAACAGCAGAAUGCUGAAGCGCAAUUGAAAAAAUGGGAAGUCUCUUCUGGCUACCAUUACUUGCUUCAGGAAAUAUAUUUAAAGACAGAGGUCCCAUUGCAGAUCCGGUGGUUGGCUAUUAUCUGUUUCAAAAACGGAAUUGACAAGUACUGGCGGUCUUCCAGGCAGUAUGCUAUCUCGAAAGAGGAAAAAGUGCAAAUCCGGUCCCGAGUUUUCUACUUGCUUCAUGAACAGAACAACCAGUUAACCGUCCAGAAUGCCCAUUCCGUGUCCAAAAUAGCCAGGUUUGAUUUCCCCAGUGAAUGGCCAACGCUUCUCGAUGACAUUGCCAAGAGUUUGGACGAAUUCGUGUUCAAAUCCAACGACUUGAUUUCUACCAAUAACAUGUUGAUAAUCCUAAAUAGAAUUAUCAAGACUAUAUCAAUGGUGCGAAUUGGCCGUGCUAGACAUGCCAUGCAAAGCAAGGCACCCAUAAUAGUUACCAUCUUGAUCAAAUUGUACCAAAAGUUCUUUCAAGGCUGGACACAGAGUUUGGAUCUCAGUUUGAUGGAAAUCUGUUAUCUCUGUUUGAAGAACUUGAGACGUAUCAUUCCUGAAGGAUUCGAACAGCCACAUAAAAACCAAGAUGUUUCUGAAUUUCUUGCCUCUACAGUUGACCAUUUGCAGCUGUUGAUACAAGAACAUGACAAAUACUCCUCAGAUUUGUUGGAAAGAUACGUCAAAUGCUACUGCAAAUUGUAUGUAACCAUAAUCAACAACAAUCCUACAAGUUUUGUCUUAUUGCCCAGCUCGCAGAAGAUCUUGACUACUUUCCUCACGUUGUUAGAGCAGAGAGCGGAGUUCAUCUAUAACAGCUCCGAAGAAAACGACUUCUGGGAAAUACUUGCAUUGAAAGGUUUCGUAAUCUUGAAGAAAAUUAUGGCUUACAUUUUCAAAAAAGGUGCUAUCACUUUGAAACAAAGAAAUGAUAAAGUAGAAGUAUCCAGUGCCAUCGAGAAGUUGACCAAAGAUUUCUUCACCCCAGACGUAAUUCAGCAUUUGUGUGAAUUGGUAAUAAAUUGGUAUCUUCGUUUGAAACCUUCGGACUUGGAAGGUUGGCUCUUAGAACCAGAAGAAUGGGUCAACGAAGAAUUGUCUACCAGUUGGGAAUAUCAGAUACGUCCAUGUGCUGAAAACUUCUAUCAAGACUUGAUUAGAUACUUCCUGGAUACUCUUACGGGCUAUGUGAUCAAUAAGAUCUCCUAUGGACUUGUGGAGAAUGAAUCCGUGGAUAGAAUCUUGAUGAAGGAUGCCAUCCUUUGCACUUUCCAAUUGUCUUCGAGUGCCAUUGCUAACAGUGUCAAUUUUGAUAACCUAUUACACGAGGUAUUCAUUCCAGAGGGCCUAAAGAACGACCUAGUUGAGAACAAGAUCUUGAAGAGAAGAAUCUGUUUGAUCAUUGGUGAAUGGGUGUCUGUGCAAUGUUCGAGAGAAAGUAGGAUCGAUAUAUACAAGCUAUUACUCAACUUCUUGCAGCCUACCAAUCAGAUCAACGAUAAGGUUGUCAAAAUUGCCUCCAUUCAAACGCUCAGAGCUAUUGUGAAUGAUUGGGAUUUCAACAAACACGACUUCCAACCAUUCUUGAACGACUUUGUCAAAUUGCUCCUUAAUUUAUUAAACGAAAUGAAACUUACGGAAUCGAAAUUAUACAUAUUUAACACUUUGGCAGUCUUGAUUGAAAGAUGCAAUCCUUUGAUGGACUACCAAACAUUGAUAGAUAUUCUUAGAAUCAUACCGAGAUACUGGGAAUCCAGCUCUGUUGACAACGAACCCAUUAUCAAAAAUUCGUUGUUACGAGCCUUGAAAAGUUUAACAAUCUCAUUGAACGAGAACUCAGCCGAGACGCAUGCCAUUGCACUUCCAUUGGUAAACAGCUGUUGUUCUGAAUCUUCUGAAUUAUAUUCGCUUUUGUCCGAGGACGGCUACGACUUGUGGUUGUCUUUGUUGAAGUACUGUCCUCAGUCACAAUUGAACAAUAACCAGAUCAUGGAACUCUUUGAACUAAUUCCAAGUGGACUUUUAAACUCUACUGAAAUUCUUCCAACGAUUUUAUCAAUUUUGAGAAGUUAUUCAUUGUACGCACCAGAGUUGUUUUCUAACAAGAUUUCGUUGGAAUUGUUCAGGGUCUUGGCUGGUUACUUGCCCAAGAUGAGAGACGAUGCCUUUGCUGUGUUUGUAUCCCUUUUAGACAUAUUGUUGCUAGAGAACUCUUCUAACGAGUCCUUUAUCAACAAUCUUCUUACCAGUGGAUUAUUUAGCGCCAUGAUUGAUUACGUUCUAGACGAUAAUCAGAGUAUCAUCUUGUGCACCAAGAUCUACUUGGUUCUCUCCAGAUUGGCUAAGAACUCGCCAGAGGUGUUUUUCAGAAUGUUGGAUAUUGCUUCAGUAGACGUAGAGAAAUUCUUCAAGACCUGGCUCCAGUACUACAACAACAACGGAAACCCACGUAACAAGAAGGUUAACUUGAUGGCGCUCUUAUCAUUAACUGCAUAUGGUGUACCAAAGAAUAUUAAGGUAGCAUUGGAGAUCCUGGCCGAGGUGGUGAAAAGAACCUUUUACUUCUUGGAAGAAAUAAAAGAAAACGACAACGGAAGCUGCGAGGCCUACAAUCUGGACUUCACAUACGAGGACAUUGACGACUAUGCCUACUUGGAUCCCGAUAUCAAGCCUCAUGGUGAGAAGAACAGAUAUGGGCUCUUACUUGAAAAGAUGGAUCCUGUGUACAAGACCAAUCUUUUGGAGUACUUGAAAGAGACGAUUAUGUCGUUGAAGACACAGCUUCUGAACUCCGACUUUAACCAGUUGAUGUCGUUAAAUGAUGGAUAUACGCUUGAUAAACUUCACGCGUUGACCUGAAUGAAAAUAUAUAUAAAAUACACAUAAUGCAUU